AUGGCGGAUUUGAACCAGGAGUCGCUGCUGGCGCACAAGCGCACGUUCAUGGAGUUCCUCGACCCCGAGAACCCCAAGUCGCGCUACAUGCAGCGAAUCAGCGCCAUGGUGGACGCGGACAAGCACCGCCUCCUCAUUGACCUCUCGGACCUCCGAUCCUUUGACCCGCACCUCGCCCGCAGGCUCAUCCGCACGCCAGGCGAGCUGUACCCAGCGCUGGUGAGCGCAGUGGAGGAUGCAGUGAAGCUGGCGCACCCCAAGCAUCCGCCUGAACUCAUCCGCACGCCAGGCGAGCUGUACCCAGCGCUAGUGAGCGCAGUGGAGGAUGCAGUGAAGCUGGCGCACCCCAAGCACCUGCUCGAGUCCGCAGCCACAGGCGUGGGGGGAGGCGAAGUGAGCGUGGGGUUUGAGGGGCCGUUUGGGUUCCACCAGCUAUCCCCUCGCGAGCUGCUCUCGCCCUUCCUCAACUCGCUUGUCUGCGUGCAUGGCAUCGUCACCAAGUGCUCCUCCGUGCGCCCCAAGGUGGUGCGCAGUGUGCACUACUGCCCAAACACGGGGGCCUUUUCCUCUCGGGAAUAUCGAGAUGUCACUGCGCUCACUGGCCUGCCUACACCUGCCAUCUACCCCACCAAGGACGAUAAGGGCAACAUUCUAGUCACAGAAUUCGGUCUGUGCCGAUACCGCGACCACCAGGCGAUGGCGAUGCAGGAGAUGCCUGAGAACGCUCCAGCAGGGCAGCUGCCGCGGUCACUGGACGUGCUUCUAGAGGACGACCUGGUGGAUGCAUGCAAGCCGGGGGACCGCGUGGGCAUAGUGGGCAUCUACAAGGCUGCUCCCAUGCGCGCCUCUGGCACCAUCAGCGGCACCUUCCGAACCGUACUGGUGGCAUGCAAUGUGAUGCAGUUGAGCAAAGACGCAGUGGCGCCAAGAAUGACGGCAGCAGACGUGAGGGCAGUGAGGGCGCUGGCAGCACGGUCAGACGCGUGGGGAGUGGUGGGGGAGUCGCUAGCGCCGUCCAUCUGCGGCCACGCGUGGGUAAAGAAGGCCCUGGCGCUGCUGCUGCUGGGGGGGGUCGAGAAGAACUUGCCUAAUGGAACACACAUAAGAGGUGAUGUGAACAUGCUAAUGAUGGGGGAUCCCUCAGUGGCCAAGUCGCAGUUGCUUCGAGCCAUCAUGCACGCUGCUCCCCUUGCCAUCUCCACCAACGGGAGGGGCUCGUCAGGCGUAGGUCUGACUGCUGCUGUCACCACCGACCAGGAGACAGGUGAAAGGAGGCUGGAAGCAGGAGCAAUGGUGCUGGCGGACAGAGGAGUGGUGUGCAUUGAUGAGUUUGACAAGAUGAGCGAUGCCGACCGGGUUGCCAUCCAUGAGGUGAUGGAGCAGCAGACAGUCACGAUCGCCAAGGCGGGGAUCCACGCAUCCCUCAACGCUCGCUGCAGCGUGGUUGCCGCAGCAAACCCCAUCUACGGAUCUUACGACCACUCCAUCAGCCCCAUGCGCAACAUCGGCCUGCCCGACUCGCUGCUGUCGCGUUUCGAUCUGCUCUUCAUCCUCGUGGAUCAGAUGGACGCUGACGUGGACACCCGCAUAGCCAAUCACGUGCUCCGCAUGCACCGCUACCGCCUCCCUGGCGAUGAUGGCAGGGAUAUACCCAUGGCAGCAACACACGCAGAUGAGGAGGACGAGGAAGAAGAGGGGGGAGACGCAGACGGCCCAGAUGCUUCCGCUGCUGCAAUGGACGGCGAAGAUGAUGCCAAUCCGGCCACUAGCCGGCCUAGGACCAGGAGUGGGGGUAGAGGAGGGGGAGGAGGGGAUGGGGGUGGGGGAAGGGGAGGGGGCAGCAGUGGUGCGACUGAUUUGGCGGCGAACUUAGUUAAGUACGAUCGCUUACUGCACGGGGAGAGGAAGGCCGGGGAGCCUAUAAGGAAGAUACUUAAGAAGCGUUUUCUGAAGAAGUUCUUUCACUUUGCCCGCGGCCGCACCCCAGUGCUCUCCAAUCGGGCAGCAGAGAAGAUAGCACAGGCUUACGCGGAAAUGAGGGCGCAGGGCAUGGACGCGAGAAGGAGGUCGGACCAAGGCACUCUCCCUGUGACGGCCCGUUCUCUCGAGACCAUGAUCCGCCUGUCUACGGCUCAUGCCAAGCUGAAGCUGCGGCGAGAGGUGCUGGAAUUAGAUGUAGCAGCAGCAUUAAGCCUCCUUGACUUUGCUCUGUAUCACCGGGAGCUGGAUGAGACGGACAAGCGGAUGGAGGAGGAGAGGAGGCAGCGCGUGGAAAGGGCACUCAUUGCCGUGUGGUCCCCUUGUCCCCUCCAGGUGUUGGAAUCCGAUGUGGCAGCGGCGCUAAGCCUCUUGGACUUUGCUCUAUCUCGUGGGAAGAGUCAACGCAGGGAUUCACAGGCGGAAGGGAGCGAGGAGGCUCCUGAGUCUCGUGGGAAGAGGCAACGCAGGGAUUCACAGGCGGAAGGGAGCGAGGAGGAAGAGGAAGAAUAUGUGGAGGAGGGGGAAGAGGAGGAGGAAGAGGAGGAGGUGGAGGAGAUUGAGAUGGAGGAAGCACCUGCAGACAGGGUGCCACACUUGGGUGAUCCGGCACCUGCUUCUGCUGCCAAUGGGGCCUUUACUGCUGAAAGAUUCGAUGCCUUCCAGCUAGCGUUCAGUGAGCAUGCGGUGGCAGCGCGGGUCGAGUCGAUAGCAGUGGAGGAGCUGGCAGAGGUGGUCAACAAGCGGUGGCCGGGAAAGAGCUUCUCUCGGGCUGAAAUAGAUGCGAUGCUGGAGCAAAUGGAGGUCAACAACCGAGUCAUGGUUGCAAGCGGCGUUGUGCACCUCAUAUAG
Messenger RNA from Closterium sp. Naga37s-1, 2829 nucleotides. Lineage: Eukaryota; Viridiplantae; Streptophyta; Zygnematophyceae; Desmidiales; Closteriaceae. The record is from the annotation of a GenBank genome assembly.